This is a messenger RNA of Staurois parvus, 300 nucleotides long. The record is from the annotation of a GenBank genome assembly. NCBI's taxonomy places the organism in Eukaryota, Metazoa, Chordata, Amphibia, Anura, Ranidae.
AUGAAAAAGUCCCUGGAGUCUAUUAACUCAAGGCUUCAACUUGUAAUGAAAAGUGGCAAAUAUGUCCUGGGUUACAAGCAGACUUUGAAAAGAAUCCGCGAGAGCAAGGCCAAACUGGUCAUCCUUGCUAACAACUGUCCUGCUCUGAGGAAAUUAGAGAUUGAAUACUAUGCAAUGUUGGCAAAGACUGGAGUCCACCACUCCGGUAAAUACUACAGAGUGUGCACACUGGCUAUUAUUGAUCCAGGUGAUUCCGAUAUCAUUAGAAGCAGGCCAGAACAGCAGCCCAGUGAGAAGUAA